GAUAUUUCAUAUCAGCGAUCGGGUGACCGGGAGAGGACGGAGGAGGGUGAGUUGGGGUCAAAAAGAUAUCAAGAUUUUUCGCUCAUUAUAAUUACUAAGUUGUUGCAAUUUACAAUUAUCGCAAAAUGUUGCAUGUAAUAGCGAGACGAGUACCUUUACAGAGAAUAACAAUUAUUCCUUUACGAACGUACAGUGCAGAGGCUACGAGUACUAAUCAAUCUACCGUGACUACUAAUGUGUUAGGUCUCAGUGAAAAUGUCGUCAAAGUACCAAACACACCUGUAGGACCUGGUGCCUCCAAAAAUAAGGAAUACAAAAAUCCUGAAUAUUUUUGUUACCAUGUGGACUCAUUCGGAGAAGCUGAAGUAGAAUUAGCAAAAUACAGAUUACCAGUACCAUCUAAUAAGAAACCUUUCCAUAGGUAAAUAAAUCAAGAGAAAAAAAAAACAUUUACAUGUAGCGAAAUAAAAAUAAUUAUAUGAAAUAAUGAAAUUAGGAAAAAAAUAGGAUAUAAAAUGAGAUGUGGUAAUGAUGGACAGAUGUAUUGUAUUCAAAAUUAUAUUAUUAUAAAGAAAAAGAGAAAAAUAGAUUUAAUAUAUUAUUCAUCUA
This is a messenger RNA of Cataglyphis hispanica, 609 nucleotides long. RefSeq lists its product as uncharacterized. Gene Ontology annotation, cellular component: mitochondrion. The record is from RefSeq and is a predicted model, not a curated record. NCBI's taxonomy places the organism in Eukaryota, Metazoa, Arthropoda, Insecta, Hymenoptera, Formicidae. Bases 126 to 425 code for a protein of 99 amino acids. The transcript is spliced from 3 exons.